Molecule: messenger RNA, 882 nt
Organism: Spathaspora passalidarum NRRL Y-27907
Lineage: Eukaryota; Fungi; Ascomycota; Pichiomycetes; Serinales; Debaryomycetaceae
Exons: 1
Coding region: 1-882 (293 amino acids)
Source: RefSeq, a predicted model, not a curated record
AUGAAAUUAACAUACAUUACCUCGUUAACUUUAAUAUCUUCGGUAGUAGCCAAGAACUUAGUCGAUUUAAACUCAUUUAAAGCCGAGGUGGAAGAAGACAAGAGUCAACUUGAAAAGAGAAAGAAUGUUGUCAAUUUAGACGACUUUAAAAUCCUUAAUGGAAAGAGAGAACCCAAGAAUGUGAUUGAUAUAAACAAGUUUAAAGAGCCAAUAACUAAAAGAAAGAACGUAGUUAAUUUGAACGACUUUAAAAUCGACAAGAGAGAUGCAAAAAAUGUAUUUGACCUUACUAAACUUCAGCAAGGGUCACAAAGACCUUCCAAACGAGACGAGCAGAAAGUGUUGGCCAACAACCUACUCUUUACUAUCGAUUCAGUAGAUUGUUACAACAACCUUCUUCAAUCGAUACUCCCACAAAUCAGACUGAUUUCCAUAUUUGCUGGCUAUAUAAGAGACAACCAAGUUCUCAAUGACAAGACCGAAUUCGUUAAUGAAACCAUGGUUAUUAUCGCACCCAUGGAUUCGGCUAUUGAACUGAAACUUUCCGGAUUAAAACCAUGGGAAUUCCCACACUCUUUGGGAAAUGUCAAGGAUCAAUUUGAACAAGAAAAACUUUUACAAGAAAACUUGAACGGAUUCUUGAAUGGACAUAUCAUAACUAAUUUCGAAUCAAAGUUGAUUAUUGGUAGUGAUGAUGAUGUUAAACUUCAACAAGUUGUUAUUGCUCCUUUAAAUAAUGGUAAAUUAAUCAAGAUUAAACAAGAUCUGAUUACUGAUAAGUUUAAAGUUAAAGUUGAUCGUGAAUGGAUCGAUGUUGUUUUAGUUAAACAAGUUGAGAACGGGUUUGUAUUUGUGAUUGAUGAUUCUUUAGUCAAGCCAUAA